AUGCCUCUUGCUGCACGCAGCCUGGAUCUCUCCAGCAACUUCCUCUCGGGCCCUCUUCCCAACGGGGCAUGCCGGCGUCUCUCUUUUGAUGCCAACUGCUUCACGCUGCCACUUGGCUGCCAGGACAGAAAUUACUCGAGCACCCAGCCGGUUCUCCCACCAGCAUCUGUUCUCACCAAGGGGACGCAGCGCGAGACAAGUGGGAACUUCACUGCAGCGCCGGUGACUCUGUUUGUGUACGAGACAGGGCAGGCGCUGUCAGGGUGUGGGCUGGAGCUCGCCUUCCAUGCCAACUUCACCUUCUCCCUCUCACCUCGAUCUGGCCGCGUAGGCUUCAACGGCUUUGCCUUUGUCGUCUCGGCAAUGGACCGGGUGGGGAGUGGUGCAGGUGUGGGAUAUGGUGGAAUGGACAAGCGGAGCAUGGCGGUGGAGUUUGACACUCUGCAGAACAAGGAGCACGGUGACAUGAGCAGCCAACAUGUGGGGCUGAACAUUCGAGGCGAGGACAAGUCGCUAGCCGCUGUGAGGUCACCCUUCCCUCUGAGCAACAGGAAGGCGUACACGGCGUUGGUGGACUAUGAGCCGGGGGACCCCGGCACCAUCCAGGUCUUCCUGGCUGACUCGCAGGAGAAGCCGCAGGAGGCACUGCUGGAGAGGAGGCUGGCGCUGUGUGAGGUGCUGCAGGGUGCAGCUGAGCAGCCCGCCUUCUUCUUUGGAUUCGUGGCGUCCACCACUGUGAAGCCGUUUCAGCGGCACGUCAUUCUUGAAUCGACAGUGGACACAGAUGAGGGCAGUGCUGGUGAAGAUGAGGGCAGUGCUGGUGAAGAUGAGGGCAGUGCUGGUGAAGAUGAGGAUAGUGCUGGUGCUCAUGAGGGUGUUGAUGGAAGCCUAUGGCCUGCAGCUAUAACGAACACGUACAUGCCAGCAUGGGCCAGCCCCUUCCCGCGCUACGUGAGUGCGGACUACCGAGUGGCGCCCAGCAAGCAGGACUCGUGGGUCAUCAGUGCUUGUUGGGCAUUUGCGGUGGUGGCGAGUGUGGAAGCGGCAUACGGCAUUGCAAUGAAUGCAGAGGCGCCGCGGCUGUCAGUGGAGUCACUCUUUGCAGCCAUGGGGCUCACCUCCGAAGCUGACAAGUGCAUCACGGGGGGCUCUCCAACUGAGGCGUUGGAGAGGCUUCUCAUGCUGCCUCGCGGUAGAAUCACAGAGGCUGGAUCGUCUGUGAGUAGUGUGGUGAUGCUAAGCCAGGACAGAAAUUACUCGAGCAGCCAGCCGGUUCUCCCACCAGCAUCUGUGCUCACCAAGGGGACGCAGCGCGAGACAGGGGGGAACUUCACUGCAGCGCCGGUGACUCUGUUUGUGUACGAGGCAGUGCAAGCGUUGUCAGGGUGUGGGCUGGAGCUCGCCUUCCACGCCAACUUCACCUUCUCCCUCUUGCCUCGAUCUGGCCGCGUGGGCUUCAACGGCUUUGCUUUUGUCGUCUCGGCAACGGACCGGGUGGGGAGCGGCGCUGGUGUGGGGUAUGGUGGAAUGGACACGCGGAGCAUGGCGGUUGAGUUUGACACGCUGCAGAACAAGGAGCAUGGCGAUAUGAGAAGCCAGCAUGUGGGGCUGAACAUCCGAGGCGAGGACAGGUCGCUAGCCGCUGUGAGGUCGCCCUUCCCUCUGAGCAAGAGGAAGGCGUACACGGCGUGGGUGGACUAUGAGCCGGGGGACCCCGGCACCAUCCAGGUCUUCCUAGCUGACUCGCAGGAGAAGCCGCAGCAGGCGGUUCUGGAGAGGAGGCUGGUGCUGUGUGAGGUGCUGCAGGGUGCAGCCAAACGGCCCGCCUUCUUCUUUGGCUUUGUGGCGUCCACCAUUGUAAAACCUGUUGGUGAAGAUGAGGGCAGUGUUGGUGAAGAUGAGGGCAGUGCUGGUGAAGGUGAGGGUACUGCUGGUGCUCAUGAGGCCUAUGGCAUGCAGCUAUCAACGAACACGUACAUGCCAGCAUGGGCCAGCCCCUUCCCGCGCUACGUGAGUGCGGACUACCGAGUGGCGCCCAGCAAGCAGGACUCGUGGGUCAUCAGUGACUUCCACUCCUGGGACUCUGUCCCCUUCCUUGGCUAG
Messenger RNA from Closterium sp. Naga37s-1, 2103 nucleotides. Lineage: Eukaryota; Viridiplantae; Streptophyta; Zygnematophyceae; Desmidiales; Closteriaceae. The record is from the annotation of a GenBank genome assembly.